This is a messenger RNA of Paramecium tetraurelia, 243 nucleotides long. RefSeq lists its product as uncharacterized. The transcript has a single exon. NCBI's taxonomy places the organism in Eukaryota, Ciliophora, Oligohymenophorea, Peniculida, Parameciidae. Gene Ontology annotation, molecular function: flavin adenine dinucleotide binding; catalytic activity. The record is from RefSeq and is a predicted model, not a curated record.
AUGAAUUAGGAACAGAACAGGGCAGAGGAGAAGACCUCUGUGCUUAAAAAGAAUUUGAAUUGUUUGAGAUAUGCUGAACAAGAAGUAGAGUAGUUGAAACGUAAUUAUUUGCAAGUUUAGAUGGGGAAUGAAACCUUUGGGUAUUUGCAUGAGUUGAAGAGAUUGUUUGAUUGUGGAAUCAUUGUUAACCCUGAAAAAGUUGUUGUGAUUGAUAUAUAAUAAUUAUUCAGUAUUCAGUAUUGA